This is a messenger RNA of Drosophila santomea, 694 nucleotides long. Its product is annotated as mitochondrial import inner membrane translocase subunit tim16-B. NCBI's taxonomy places the organism in Eukaryota, Metazoa, Arthropoda, Insecta, Diptera, Drosophilidae. Gene Ontology annotation, biological process: protein import into mitochondrial matrix. The record is from RefSeq and is a predicted model, not a curated record. Gene Ontology annotation, cellular component: TIM23 mitochondrial import inner membrane translocase complex. Bases 83 to 556 code for a protein of 157 amino acids. The transcript has 2 exons.
CUGAAAGAAGUGCACGGGUUAUUUCAGGCUGUAGGAGAACUCAACACAAUCGCGAGCAAAAUUCCACAUAGACAAGCAGAAAAUGGCACGGUACCUGGCACAGAUCAUCAUUUUGGGUGCCCAGCUGGUUGGACGGGCGCUGGUGAAGACGGUGCGCCAGGAGCUGCAGGCCUUCGAGGAUGCGGCCCGCAUCCAGGAGUCGCUGAAGGCCAACGAGCCCAGCAGCGGACGCAGUGCGUUGGCCAAGGACAUGACCCUGGCGGAGGCCCAGCAGAUCCUCAAUGUGAAGGACCUCAGUGAUCGCCAGGCCAUAGACUCCCACUACCAGCACUUGUUUGGCGCGAACGAUAAGUCCAACGGCGGCACCUUCUACAUCCAGUCGAAGGUCUUUCGGGCCAAGGAGCGCAUCGACCAGGAACUGGAGCGACUGCAGCUGUUGGCCCAGAGCGGCGUCUCCCUUUCCCAUUCCCAAUCCCAAUCCUCCCCAGCACCGCCAGCAGCAGCCACAUCCGCAUCGCAAUGCCAGGACAAGGAGACGGGUGCCAAGAGCCGGUGAUCCUGUCCAGCUGCAUUCCUGGGUUUGGCUUUUACCAACCUCGUAUUUAGCUGCCUGGUCAUCUCAGUUACCAAAUCGUCUUUGAACUACUCGUACCUGUAUUCAUUUAAAUCGUCAAUUAAAUAUUUUGAUAUGUAA